Sinocyclocheilus anshuiensis is the source of this 831-nucleotide messenger RNA. RefSeq names its product E3 ubiquitin/ISG15 ligase TRIM25-like. The transcript has 2 exons. NCBI's taxonomy places the organism in Eukaryota, Metazoa, Chordata, Actinopteri, Cypriniformes, Cyprinidae. Bases 112 to 831 code for a protein of 239 amino acids. Gene Ontology annotation, molecular function: zinc ion binding. The record is from RefSeq and is a predicted model, not a curated record.
CAAAGAACCAGGAAAUAUUUCAGUCCUUUAGAGUUCUGAGAUAACGAAACUUAUCGAGCGAAGUUGCUGAACUCUUAUGUGUUUCUUCUGUUUCUGUGCACAUGUGGUGAAAUGGCAGAAGCCAGCAUUUUAUGGACUCAGGACCAGUUCAUUUGUCCAGUGUGUCUUGAUCUUCUAAAGAAUCCAGUGACCAUUCCCUGCGGACACAAUUACUGUAUGACAUGUAUUUCGGACUGCUGGAAUCAUCAGGAUCAGAAGACUUUCUACAUCUGCCCUCAAUGCAGACAGAAGUUCACUCCAAGACCUGCUUUAAAUAAAAACACCAUGCUGGCUGAAGUGGUGGAGAAACUCAAGAAGACUAAACUACAAGCCGCAGUUCCCACUGACACUGGACCUGGAGAAGUAAAGUGUGACGUCUGUACUGAAACAAAACUCAAAGCCAUCAAGUCCUGUUUGGUGUGUCUGAACUCUUACUGUCAAAGCCACCUUGAACAGCAUGAGAAUUUUUUUAAAGAUAAGGGACACUAUUUGAUGGAUGCCACUGGACAACUUCAGGAGAUGAUCUGCCCUCAACAUGGUCGACUGCUAGAGGUUUUCUGCCGCACUGACCAGCGCUGUAUUUGUAUGCUGUGUACGAUGUAUAAGCAUAAAAACCACGACACUGUCUCAGCUGCAACAGAGAGAACAGAGAAAGAGAGACACUUGAAAAAUACACAGGUAAAGUACCAGCAGAGAAUCCACGAGCGAGAGAAGGACAUCCAGGAGCUGAGAGAUGCUGUUGAGUCACAUAAGGUGAGUACUGAGAGGAGAAAAAGAUUGAGCUACAGUUAG